UCGCCGGCCAGCCAGCCAGGCCGGGGGCAUUCAUGUUGGAGACGCCGAAGCAGAAACGUCAGCGAGUGGUCCUUCUCCGAGUUGAUCGCAGCGCCAUGCGCGUGUCCUGCGUCGUCCUCCUGGCCACGGCCGUCAUCGGCUGUGGUCUCACGACAGCCAACGCCGCCGAGCCCAGCCUAGCCGACCUCAACGGGCACAGUAUCUGGACGCAGCUGGAAGAGGGAUUCCGCGGCCUGCAGCAGGCUGCUCUGGGCCGGCCCAUGCGACUGCACCCCGCCCUGCAGCAGGCCCUGCGAGGGGUGCCCGGGGUCCUUCCCGACGGCAGCCCCGCCUCCGCGGAGGACGAGCGUCCCGACGAGCCCCCCGAGCAGCACGACGAGGAGGACCUCCUCUCCGGCGUCAUGUCGGACGAGAAGGGGGACGAAGAUUCGUCGGAGGAGGAGGACGACGGCGACGACGGCGACGCCGCAUUCCCCGCAGGCCCAAUGCUGUUCCCCAUUCAUUCGCUCUUCGAUUCGUUCUCAUCCGUUUGGUGGAAGGGACCCAAUGUCUGCAUCACGCGAGAGGAGACCGACGAGACCCCCAAGAAGGCCUCCUCGUCGGCGUCCUCGAGCCAGGAGGACGGCGGCGACUCCAGCGACUCGAGGGACUCCAGCCCCGAGGACCACAGCUCGUCCAUGUCCGUGCAGUCGUGGCUCAUGCCCGGCAUGUUCCAGGACUUCCACUUCUCCAGCUGCUCGCAGACCCCCACCACCUACGAAUGCACCACCAGGUCCGCGCACCACGGCGUGCGCAAGAAGGUGGUGACGACGUACCGCUGCUGCCACGGCGCCCGCCGCGAGUACGGCCGAUCCGGAUGCAAACUGGUGGACAUGAGCUCGAUGCUGGACACGGCCGGCGAGCUGGGCUCCGUCUUCUCCAAGAUGGUCGUCUCGUCCGGGGCGCAGAGCGUGGUGGAGCUGGCCGGGAACGCGACGCUGUUCGUGCCCACCAACGACGCCAUGGAGGACUACUAUGACGUCAUCCUGGACCAGAACCGCGUGCGCCGCGCGCUCGGCCCGCACCCCGUCGUCCCCGUCAUGGUGUCCGACGAGGAGGCCCCCGAGGCACCCGCCACCUUGCCCGUCAGAGGACAGCCCGAGCACGAACCACUGCCGAUGCCCGUCGCCAUGGCCCAGAGUAGUGACACCGUCCUCCGCCCCGACGCCGCGGUGCCCGAAGACUUCUCCGCGCGCUCGGACGACGAGACCACCGACGCGGUGCCCGAGGCGAAGAUGGACGACGCGGUGACUGCGCCCCCGAAGGCCCCGAAGGUCCCGAAGGGUGACGCGGAGGUCGAGCCCAAGGUGGACGAGGCCGAGAGGAAGGACAACACCGUGGUGCCGAAGAAGGGCUGGCGGAUCAACGCCGCCAAGGCCAAGGACCCCCUGGACAACGAGCUGGCGGACCUGCCGGACUCCACCCUGGUGGGCGCGCACCGCGUCGAGGGCCUCGUCGACCUGCUCGAGGUCCGCAACGACCACAUCCUCAACACGACGGCCGGCACCACUAUCCGCCUCAACGUGUUCGCCACGGGCCCCAAGGGCCGCACCGUGACCGCCAACUGCGCGCGCAUCACGCAGGAGCGGCCCGCCGUGGGCGGCAUGGUGUACCAGGUCGAGAAGGUGCUGAGGCCCGUCAAGGCCGAGCGCACCAUCGCCCACCUGCUGCACGUCGACCCUCGCCUCUCCACCAUGAAAAGACUGGUGGAGCAGGCCGGGCUGAUGGAGACGCUCAAGACGACGUCGCCGCUGACGGCCUUCUUCCCCACGGACGAGGCCUUCGACAAGAUGGACCCGGCGAUGCGCUUCAAGCUGCUGAGCGGCGAGGGCUGUGUUGGGGCCUUUGUGAGCCACCUGCUGGCCAAGCACACGGUGUGCACGGACGCGGCUAGGAUGCGCGUCAGUGCCCAGACCCUGGACGGCGACUUCGUCAUGCUCAGGAGGGUGCCGGCCGACGUUGACGUGUUCACCCUGGACGACGUCAAGCUCGGCCCCCACGACAUCAUGGCUUCCAACGGCGUCCUGCACCUGCUCGACGACGUCGUCCUGCCGGACUCGGCCCGGCCGGUGUCGCAGCUGCUCAAGUCGCGCAACCUGACGCACUGGUACGACCUGCUGGAGAAGGCCGACCUCCUCGAGGAGGUGGACGCCGCCCAGAACGUGACGCUGUUCGUGCCCAACAAGGCCGCCAUGCUCUCGCCCGAGGGCGAGUUGCUGACGGACUUCAUCGGCAAGCUCGGCGAGGAGAAGAACAAGGCGGCGCUGCGCGACGUGCUGCGCCUGCACCUGGCGCGGCCCGCCGUCGAGCUGGACAAGAUGAGGAACAACCAGAUGCUGCCCACCAGCCUGGACGACACCAAGCUGCGCGUCAACCUGUACGCGACGGUGAGUUGUGCUGGGAUUCCGUUCCUGAACGGCGCCAUCACCAGCGCCACGGUGCAGUGCGCGCGCGUCGAGGACGCCAACAACAAGGCGUGCGGCGCCGUGCUGCACGAGGUGGACAGGGUGCUCCGGCCGGCCGAGGACUCCGUCAUGCAGAUGGUGGAGCAGCGCGCCGACCUCAGCGUGCUCCGCGACAUCAUCAAGGCAUCGUCCUUCGCCGAGAAACUGUCCCAGCCCAACUCCGCGGACUUCCCCGCCUUCACGCUGUUGGCGCCGACGAACGACGCGUUCGAGGAGCUCAAGGACGCCGAGCGCGUGGCCAAGCUCAAGACGGACAAGGGGCACGCCGACUCGUUCGUGCAGCGGCACGUCCUGCCGUCCACACUGUGCUGCUCCGGCGUGGGCGUCUCCUCAUGGAUGUUCACCCACCGCGUCCCCUCGCUCAAGAAGGACGUGGCCCACAAGGUGCGCAGGGACGGCCUGAACCGCCCCCACAUCGGCGACGCCGUGGUGCAGCAGUGCGACGCCAUCGGCAGCAACGGCAUCAUGCACGUCAUCGACACGCCGCUGAUCCCUCCGACGGUACGCCAGACAGCGCCUCAGAACAACAGAAGACGAACGUCUAACCUUGAAAUAUUGCUCUUUGGGCUGAAGUAAAAGAGCCGCGCUUUGAAGUAUUUAUUUUCUUUAUUUACGAUAGUGUAGAGGCCGUCUCUGGGGCUAUGAUAUCUUCAUUUCUUGUGAACUGGAGAGUUUCUGUCGAUCUGCACUGAUGCGGUGCACCUAAUUUAAUUGCUACUUUAAUUUUAAUAUGAUGAGGGAUGGAUUCUCAAAAGACUGCUACGGAUUUUAAGAAACGAUAAAUUAUUUUACAACUAUGUUAAUAUUUACAGUAGUAUGUUCCAACAAGGCUUGUUACAAUAUUUUUUCAGGUAAAUUUACCAAUUUAUGGACCAACUUACGGGAGUACGAGGUGAAAUAGAAAGGGUGUGAAAUAAGACAAGAUGAAUUUAA
Messenger RNA from Thrips palmi, 3437 nucleotides. RefSeq lists its product as uncharacterized. Bases 33 to 3080 code for a protein of 1015 amino acids. Gene Ontology annotation, biological process: cell adhesion; extracellular matrix organization. Gene Ontology annotation, molecular function: cell adhesion molecule binding. Gene Ontology annotation, cellular component: extracellular matrix. NCBI's taxonomy places the organism in Eukaryota, Metazoa, Arthropoda, Insecta, Thysanoptera, Thripidae. The transcript has 13 exons. The record is from RefSeq and is a predicted model, not a curated record.